AUGGGUGACCAGCAGCUCUACUGGGGCCACCCACAAAAAUUCAGCCAGGGUUUCCACUCUCUCUGCAUCUGUCAUGGUCUGAUCCAGAAACAUGGCCCCAAAAUGUGCUGCCAGUUCUUACAUCAGUACUCGAAGGAUAUAGGCUUCAUUAAGUUGGACUAA
Messenger RNA from Choloepus didactylus (southern two-toed sloth), 162 nucleotides. Its product is annotated as 40S ribosomal protein S29-like. The record is from RefSeq and is a predicted model, not a curated record. Gene Ontology annotation, cellular component: cytosolic small ribosomal subunit. The coding region runs from base 1 to 162 and encodes 53 amino acids. The transcript has a single exon. Gene Ontology annotation, molecular function: structural constituent of ribosome; zinc ion binding. Lineage: Eukaryota; Metazoa; Chordata; Mammalia; Pilosa; Megalonychidae.